Molecule: messenger RNA, 784 nt
Organism: Lemur catta (Ring-tailed lemur)
Lineage: Eukaryota; Metazoa; Chordata; Mammalia; Primates; Lemuridae
Product: bifunctional glutamate/proline--tRNA ligase-like
Exons: 3
Coding region: 1-597 (198 amino acids)
Biological process (GO): prolyl-tRNA aminoacylation
Cellular component (GO): aminoacyl-tRNA synthetase multienzyme complex; cytoplasm
Molecular function (GO): proline-tRNA ligase activity; ATP binding
Source: RefSeq, a predicted model, not a curated record
AUGACAGCACAAAAUAACCGAUUUGAGGUUGCAAAAUGCAAUGAUUAUCGAAGGCAGCUACUCAAUGUUAACAUUCGAGUUAGAGCUGAUUUGCGAGAGAACUAUUCUCCAGGUUGGAAAUUCAAUCACUGGGAGCUCAAGGGUGUUCCAAUUAGACUUGAAGUUGGGCCAAGUGAUAUGAAGAGCUGUCAGUUCGUAGCUGUCAGACGAGAUACUGGGAAAAAGCUGACAGUUGCUGAAAAUGAGGCUGAGACUAAACUUCAGGCCAUUUUGGAAGACAUCCAUGUUACCCUUUUCACAAGGGCUUCUGAAGACCUUAAGACUCAUAUGGCUGUGGCUAAUACAAUGGAAGACUUUCAGAAGAUACUAGAUUCUGGAAAGAUUGUUCAGAUUCCAUUCUGUGGGGAAGUUGACUGUGAAGACUGGAUCAAAAAGACCACUGCCAGGGAUCAAGAUCUUGAACCUGGUGCCCCAUCCAUGGGCGCUAAAAGCCUCUGCAUCCCUUUCAAACCACUCUGUGAACUGCAGCCUGGAGCCAAGUGCAUCUGUGGCAAGAAGCCUGCCAAGUACUACACCCUGUUUGGUCGUAGUUACUAAAGGAUACAACAAAAAACCCCUGUCCAAUUCUCCUCACUUUUUAAAAAAUUGAUAUUACUAUCUUCCCAGAUACAGUUUUAUGAUUUUUUUAAAAUAAAAGCUCUAAAAGGAAGUUACAUGACACAAUUAUUCUUAUGCCCAAAUUAACUGUGGAAAAGGCUUUUCUGUGAACAACCCCAGUAAUAAA